GGCGUCGGGAGGGAUAAGGGCAUGAAGGCGCUUCUUUGAACGGCCACCAUGGAAGGAUCUAGCACUUCCAGUUUUGGAAUAGACACGAUUUUGUCUAAUCCCAGGUCCGGCAGCCCGGUUAUGAUGAACGGGGACUUUCGGACGGCUCAUGGCGAGGCCAGGGCGGCGGAUUUCCUCAACCAGGCCACUCCGUCCCCUUGUUCGGAAAUAGACACGGUGGGCACGACUCCUUCCUCGCCUAUCUCGGUCACCGCAGAGCACCCCGAGCAGCAUUUGGCGCAAGAUGGCCUGUCGCCUCAGCAUCACCAUCUUCACCACGGCCAACAUUCAGAGCAGCAACAGCCAAAAAGUUUGCAGCCGUCGCCCCAGCAGCAGCAACAGCAGCAACAACUGGGUUCGUGCAGCUCUGUCCCCAGGACUUCCACCUCUUCUUUUUUAAUUAAAGACAUUUUGGGAGAUAGCAAACCGCUGGCCGCGUGCGCCCCUUACAGCACCAGCGUCUCCUCUCCCCAUCCCACCCCCAAACAAGAGAGCAACUCGGCCAACGAAAGUUUCAGGCCGAAACUGGAGCAGGACGACAGCAGAACCAAAUUGGACAAACGCGACGAUAGCCAGAAUGAGCUGAAAUGCCACGGGGCAAAAGAAGAAGGGGACCGCGAGAUUUCCAGCAGCAGGGACAGCCCCCCUGUGAGGGCAAAGAAACCCCGCAAGGCACGGACAGCCUUCUCCGACCAUCAGCUCAACCAACUGGAGAGGAGCUUCGAGAGGCAGAAGUACCUCAGUGUCCAAGACCGCAUGGAUUUGGCGGCCGCUCUCAAUCUGACUGACACCCAGGUCAAGACGUGGUAUCAAAACCGGAGAACCAAGUGGAAGCGGCAGACGGCGGUGGGGCUGGAGUUGCUGGCCGAAGCUGGGAACUACUCGGCUCUACAGCGGAUGUUCCCGUCGCCUUAUUUCUACCACCCGAGCCUCCUGGGGAGCAUGGACAGCACCACGGCGGCUGCGGCGGCCGCGGCCAUGUACAGUAGCAUGUACCGGACUCCGCCUGCGCCUCACCCUCAACUCCAGCGGCCUCUGGUGCCCCGGGUUCUGAUCCACGGCCUCGGGCCGGGGGGGCAGCCGGCCCUCAACCCCUUGUCCAACCCCCUUCCAGGGACCCCUCACCCGCGGUGA
This is a messenger RNA of Thamnophis sirtalis, 1173 nucleotides long. It is a transcript of the gene BARHL2, whose product is annotated as BarH like homeobox 2. Gene Ontology annotation, biological process: regulation of transcription by RNA polymerase II. Gene Ontology annotation, molecular function: DNA-binding transcription factor activity, RNA polymerase II-specific; RNA polymerase II transcription regulatory region sequence-specific DNA binding. The record is from RefSeq and is a predicted model, not a curated record. Gene Ontology annotation, cellular component: nucleus. NCBI's taxonomy places the organism in Eukaryota, Metazoa, Chordata, Lepidosauria, Squamata, Natricidae.